GCGCUACCGGGUGAAAACUGCCAAAAUGCUGCUGGAUCUGCCCGAGGAACAUAAGGAGCACUUGUCCUUCUUGCCAGGAGUGGACAGCGCGGUGGUCGCGGAAUUUGGGAGGAUUGCGGUGGAGUUCCUGAGGCGUGGUUCGAACCCCAAGAUAUACGAAGGCGCUGCCAGAAAACUCAGUGUGAGUAGUGAAACCAUCCAGCAUGGUGUGGAAGGAUUAACGUAUCUCCUCACUGAGAGCUCAAAACUCAUGAUUUCUGAACUGGAUUUCCAAGACUCUGUUUUUGUUCUGGGAUUCUCUGAAGAAUUGAAUAGAUUGUUGCUUCAGCUUUAUUUGGACAACCGAAAGGAGAUCAGAACUAUUCUGAGUGAAUUAGCACCAGACCUUCCCAGUUACCACAACCUGGAAUGGAGACUAGAUGUACAGCUUGCAAGCAGAAGUCUCAGACAACAGAUUAAACCAGCAGUGACGAUAAAGCUACACCUUAAUCAGAAUGGAGAGCACACCACCAGUGUUCUGCAGACAGACCCAGCUACCUUGCUCCAUUUGGUUCAGCAACUGGAACAAGCGUUGGAGGAGAUGAAAACAAACCACUGUAGGAGAGUUGUCCGCAACAUCAAAUAA
Messenger RNA from Chrysochloris asiatica (Cape golden mole), 625 nucleotides. RefSeq names its product COMM domain containing 2 (gene COMMD2). Lineage: Eukaryota; Metazoa; Chordata; Mammalia; Afrosoricida; Chrysochloridae. The transcript is spliced from 5 exons. The record is from RefSeq and is a predicted model, not a curated record. The coding region runs from base 26 to 625 and encodes 199 amino acids.